AUGGGACUGGCCAAAGUUGUACCUGGGAAGACCUUCACAACAUGUGGAACACCAGACUACUUUGCUCCGGAGCUCAUCGCCUCCAAAGGCCACACGUUGGCUGUGGACUGGUGGACGCUUGGGAUCUUGACCUUUGAGCUGUGCUCGGGUCAUCCACCCUUUGAGUCGGCCUCACCCAUGCAGAUCUACGCCAAGGUCCAGAAGGGGAUCAACAAGGUGAACUUCCCCAAGAAGCUGAAAGGCAAUAUCGAAACCCUGGUGAAAGGGCUUUGCAACGCAUCCCCCAGCGAGCGGCUGCCGAUGAAGAAAGGGGGCACCCAGAACAUCAAGCAGCAGGCCUGGUUCCAGGGCUUCAGCUGGGAGGAGUGUGCUAACUUCAUGAUGACACCGCCCUAUAUCCCCACGGUGAAGGGCAAGAAGGACAUAGCAAACUUCUCUCCCAACAAAGAAGACAUGCCGCCACAGAUUCCAUAUAAGGAUCCAAAGACAGGCUGGGACAAGGACUUCGCAACGUCCACGUGA
Messenger RNA from Symbiodinium natans, 522 nucleotides. The record is from the annotation of a GenBank genome assembly. Lineage: Eukaryota; Dinophyceae; Suessiales; Symbiodiniaceae.